GAAAAAAAUUACUGUAUGUCGUCGGUCGGUGAUUGCGCAUUCUCUCUGUGUGUGUUUUUCCCCCCAUCCAACGAGUGUAAAGAAAUUUUUGGAACAAUUUAUAGCCGAAACGCGUUGUAAUUUUGCGUGGAGAAUCUGUGGAAAUGCGCCCGGCGUGUUCUGUGCAAUAUAUUUAAUUAAAAACGUGUAAAACCAGUUUAUUAAAGAUCGUAACAAGAUCGUGAAUCGGAGUAAUAUUCAUAGUGUAUAGUGGUGAUAUUUGUGUGUGUAGUGACGCCCGCCCCUCCACAUAUCAAUAAACAGAAACUGGAAGAUCUCUCCAGCCGCUGCUCCCAUCAUCUGAAGACAGCGACGUCGACGUUGACGCCGACGCCCACGACACCUCUGAGAGAAGAAUGAUGCCAAGGCAGAGGACCAGCACGCUGACGGCGACGUACUCGCUGCGUUGCAACGGUAAAUGCCUGAUGCUCUCAGCACUGCUGAUGAGCCUUCUAGUGGCCGCCACCCAUGCCGUAGAUCAGAAAUCUAUAAAAGCAUCGGCGGCAGAGCCAUCCACUCUGUCAGGAGGCGCAGCAUCCCCGGCGGCUUCGGGUCCCAGAGAUGCAAUCUAUAUCGACGAUGAUAGCAUUGAGGGCUCUGGCGGACGUGGAGGGAUACACGACGAUCUAGAGAAGGAUCCGGACUAUUCGGGCUCUGGCUUUGGACCGGAUGACGAGGACGCCGAGCCGGACCAUCACUCGCAGCACGGUUCGCACAACACGCGCAUCUCGCAGAGCGGCGGCUCCAGCAUAAACACAGCUCAUACACCAACACAAACCUCAUCCACAACCUCGACAACAACAACAACAACAACAAGCAGUUCACCAACAACGACAACCACCACCACCACCGGCAGCAGCAGCACUACGACAACAGCGGCCACAACCCCUUCAACCACAGCCGCCUCCAAUCGCACCCAAACCACGCCCACGCCCACGCCCAAGCCCAUUGUACCCGAAUCCACCGCAGCGAGCCGUCCCUUGCCUCCCUUCCCCGCCUUCGAUGAGGAUCUCGAUGUGGAUGUGGAGGCCAGCGGCGAUGGCAUCGAUGUGGAAGGCGGCGGCGAGGAUGACGACGAGGGCGAUGAUGAGGACGACAUCAUCAUUGAUCAUCCCGAUUCCGAGAAGCCAAGGCUUGCAGAGCCCGUUCCCAAUGGUGAAAUCGAUCAUGAUCAUGAUAGCGAUAACGAUAACGAUAACGAUGAUGGUGAAGGCGAUACCGAUGACACGGACGAUGAUGAUCGCAUCAUCGAUGUGGAUGGCGGCGAUGAGGAUGGAAAUGGAAACGGAAUCGGUGGCAACGAUGGAGACCUCAACACAGAGCGCGGACCGGGAGGCGGCAGCAACGUGCACGAGUUGGACCCGAAUACGAACGUGAACAGCCAGCCCUCCGACACGAAGCCCGUCGACCACAGGCCCAACGGCAACGAGGUGGUCAUCAUGAGCGAGGACGAUCGCACGUCGAGCUUCUUCUCGCAGCCGGGAAUACUGGCGGCUGUCAUUGGCGGUGCCGUGGUUGGCCUGCUCUGCGCCAUUCUCGUGGUGAUGUUCAUCGUAUACCGCAUGCGGAAAAAGGACGAAGGCUCCUAUGCCCUGGACGAGCCGAAACGCUCGCCGGCUAACAAUUCCUAUGCGAAAAAUGCGAACAAUCGCGAGUUCUACGCCUGAGAUAAUGGCACAUCGCGCAGGUAUUAAAUGAGCCGCGAGUGAGGAUCCACCCGGAUGGAGAUCCAUCUGGAACGGGAUCUGGAUCUGAACGGAGGGAAGAUGACGGCUCAUCUCGGUACACUGUGCGGAGUGCGAAUUGCGGACGGAGCAGCGCCAUCAGCAGCCAUCUGCCACAAUGAAUAAUCAUCUGCAACAGCAACAGCAACAGAAACAGCAAAAGCAACAAAACUAACACAAAUUCAAUGGAAAUCGAAGGCAUCGUUGGGUCACACACAACUUUUCGUUGAGGGGUAAACGCAAAAAAAAAAUGCAUAAAUUCGAGAGGAAAAUAAAUUCAGAACUUACCUGUAAGCUAAUGCCGGACGGAUAACGGAAGAGGGCGACUUUUCUAAUUAAGUACAUUUUAAGCGACGAAAACAAAAGGAACCCAAUAUCAAAUAUGAAUGGAAACGCACGCAAAUCGUGCGAAGUCUAAUAUAUAAUUAAUAUAUAUUAUAUGCAUAGUGAAACCAAUAUAAGGGAGGGAAAAAUUAAGCGAAUUAAUUAUGAAUUACGAUUAUGUAGAGCAAAGGCCGGAGACGAGCGAGAUAUAAUACCUAUUAUACCACACCACACGACACACGACACAGGCGCAUCCGACUUCAUGGAUGGACAGAUACAGACAUACACAUUUAUGAAUAUACGAGUAUAUGUUAGCUGAAUAAUGGAAGCGAAUUGGAUAUAUCACGAUAUAGUAUACCCAAACUCGAAAGAGCAGAGCCGAUGUUCGUUUGCGCCAUCGAUUCACACCACGAAAAACAGAAUGAAAUAUAAUCCGUUGGGAAUAAUUAUACAAAUUGCGAAUUGGACGGCAUGAAAAAAUGUUUUUAAGUUAUACAUAAGCAAAACUAUGUAAUUAUUAGUGUAAUUCCUAAAAAAAAAAACGAAAAACAGAACACAAAAGGAAAAAUGCAAAAAAAAAAAAACUAAAAUAGAAAAACGAAAAAAACUAAAUGAAGCAACAAACAGAAUACGAACACUCUCUGAACCUUCCUGGCAACUAUAGAAACUGAAAAGUAAAGAAAUCCAGAGAACUAUUUCUACUUUUUUCUAGAAAACACACAAAAACAUGAAUAUUUAUUGAAAUUGAGAAUGAAAUUGAGACCAUUAUAUGUCUAGAAAGCGAUUGCACAUUAAUUUAGAACUCCAUAUGGGUUUGAGAGCUAUUCGGCCAGUUCUUCGCUCGACUCCACUGCUUCUUCCAUGGCUAAGAAUCAAAAUCGGAUUACGCAUUGAUUAUUGUGCAUUUAUUUAGUUUUUACGUUCGCUGUCAAUGACAAUUUUUUAGUUGUGCGAAGUACGAAACACAACGCAAGCCAAGCCAAUCCAAUCCAAUCCAAUAUCCCACGCAAUAGUAAAAAUUACUUGUUAAGUUUACAAUUGAAAUGAAACGCAAUCCAGAAGGAAAUGUUAACGACUCAGCCCUCAAAUUAGCUGCAAUACUUGUUUAAUUGUUAGUCAACCCAUAUUCUCUUCAGCUCUCAUGCCAUAUUUUCAUUGCGAAAAGAAGUUAUAAGAACGAAAAAUACUAAUACAUAAUACAUAUAUAUAUAUACAAGUAUAUAUAAUUAGCAACAUAAAUCAAUUGUGUGUGUGUGUAAUUGUGUGUAAUGCAUAAAUAAUUAAUUAAACAUAAACAUACAUACUACUACUGCGACAACAGAGCGUGCACCAAAGGGGGAGGGGAGCUCUCGAAGAACAACAUCAUACAGCAUACAGCAUACAGCAUGCACGUGCAUUUGUAUUUGUAUGUACUCGUACUUCCCCCAAAACCUAAGCCCAACUGAAACUCACACAAAAAAGGAGAACAACAGCCACAGACACAGCCACAGGAACAGCAGCAACAACAGCGACAACAAGAACUAAACCUUUUUCUGACCACAACUUUUUCUACACUGUAUAAAACGCAACUGCAACUCUUUUGAUAUGUACAAGUACUAUGUUUGUCCUUCUCGACCCAUAGUACCUUUUUGUCAAAUUUUACAUCAAGUUUUUUUGCUACUUUAUAAGCGUUUAGUUUGUUAGUUUUUUAAAUGCGCUGAAUGUACUGAGAAAUUGGUUUUGAUUUGCUAAAUAAACUGGUAUAAAACUAAUUUAAACAAAA
Drosophila persimilis is the source of this 3849-nucleotide messenger RNA. RefSeq names its product syndecan (gene Sdc). Gene Ontology annotation, biological process: cell migration. Gene Ontology annotation, cellular component: membrane; cell surface. The record is from RefSeq and is a predicted model, not a curated record. Bases 396 to 1706 code for a protein of 436 amino acids. The transcript is spliced from 7 exons. Lineage: Eukaryota; Metazoa; Arthropoda; Insecta; Diptera; Drosophilidae.